AAUCGUUUUUCAUAGCUGUUAAUAUCUUAAAGAUGGAGUUCAGUGAUAUUAAUAAGAAAACUUGUGAUGAUCGUGAUACGAACAUCUACGAGAAUACAAAAAUAACCAGUGCAUCUUUGGAAAAUGCUGAAAGUUCAAAAUCUCAACAAACAGAAAAAGAAGAAGGACUGUAUGAGCCAAUUAGACUAGGAGAAAAAGUAAACGACAGAAAGUCUUUUAGAUGUGAAGAAAUACCAACAAGGAUAAAAUAUUUCAUCUAUAUCGUUUUGGCGUUGUUUAUUGUGUUAUACAUGAUCGUCAUCGCCUUGAUUAUCUUUGUUGCUGUUCCAAAAGAACAAGCCAUAGAUGGAGAGUGGUCAAACUGGGGAAUGUGGACUACUUGUAGCGACAGUUGUGGAGGAGGAACUAAAUCAAGAAAUCGAUCCUGUUCAAACCCAACACCGUCUACGAAUGGGAAACAGUGUAUGGGCAACUUCGAGCAAAUUGGUCAAUGUAAUAAACAAUUGUGUCUUGGAAUUGAUGGAGGAUGGUCAAACUGGGGAGAUUGGAAUACGUGUAGUGACAGUUGUGGAGGAGGAAUCAAAUCAAGAAAUCGAUCCUGUUCAAAUCCAACACCGUCUACGAAUGGGAAACAGUGUAUGGGAAACUUCGAGCAAAUUGGUCAAUGUAAUAAACAAUUGUGUCCUGGAAUUGGUAAAUAUUUUUGAUAAAAGUGUCUUCAGGUCCGUUUUGUCUGGCCCAAAACUGUUUUAGUUGUUUUAUUUAUUUUUUUUUUUUUUUUAUUUUAUUUUUUUUUUAUGUUUCGCAUUGUGCAAAGUCAAUGUGUUCAUGCGUUAAGGUUUGUCAGUAUUUGGUGUUUAUGUGUUUAGGUUUUCAAAGGAUUUGCCAUGCCAUGCUCUUUCUCACAGUAUUGAAUGCUUCAAGAAAGCUCUCCAGUUUUAUUUUACCACUGAUCUUUCUAAGGUGUGCCUUAUUUUGCCGGUACACAUACUCUAGGGAUUUUAUGCAUAUUUCAGUUUUUUAUACCCUUACAUAGUUGUUGUAUGUACGUAUUUUGUUUUCGUUUAGAUGAGAUCAUUUCUUUGAAAAUGGCUAUUGAGAUUGGAUUAGUGUCCGUGCUUUGUUUUUCAAAAACAGUGAUAUAAAUAUUUAUAUGUGUAGACUUAUAAUUUGAUAACAUUUGAAAAAUUGGAAAACAUUUGUCUCGAUAUUUGCUACAAUCAUUUCCAAAUUCGUUGUGGAGAAGAACGUAAAGGAUGAAAGUUAU
Messenger RNA from Mercenaria mercenaria, 1267 nucleotides. RefSeq names its product ectin-like. Lineage: Eukaryota; Metazoa; Mollusca; Bivalvia; Venerida; Veneridae. The coding region runs from base 33 to 707 and encodes 224 amino acids. The transcript is spliced from 3 exons. The record is from RefSeq and is a predicted model, not a curated record.